Cyclopterus lumpus (lumpfish) is the source of this 3832-nucleotide messenger RNA. It is a transcript of the gene sec24d, whose product is annotated as SEC24 homolog D, COPII coat complex component. Gene Ontology annotation, molecular function: zinc ion binding; SNARE binding. The coding region runs from base 1 to 3300 and encodes 1099 amino acids. The record is from RefSeq and is a predicted model, not a curated record. The transcript has 22 exons. Gene Ontology annotation, cellular component: COPII vesicle coat; endoplasmic reticulum exit site. Lineage: Eukaryota; Metazoa; Chordata; Actinopteri; Perciformes; Cyclopteridae. Gene Ontology annotation, biological process: endoplasmic reticulum to Golgi vesicle-mediated transport; intracellular protein transport; COPII-coated vesicle cargo loading.
AUGAGUCAACAGGGUUAUGUUGCCGCACCCCCAUACUCCCAGGCCCAGCCAGGGAUGGGGGGCUACCAAGGUGGAUUUGGAGCUAGUCCUGCACAGCCCCUCUAUGGGCACUAUGGGGGACCACCUCAGGCAUUCGCCGCUCCACCAACAGGUAUGAUGAAACCACCAGUUCCCUCUGCUGGCGGUAUGCCUCCACCUCCAGCGUCCAAUCAGUACAAUCCAAAUGUCCAGCAGAAUGGCGCACAUCCACAAAGGUACCCUGCUCCACCAGCCAAUUCAGCUUAUGGACAACCUCUACAGUCCCCAUACAACAGCAUGGCUUCUACGGCCCCGCCUCCAGCACAGCAGCUCACCAAUCAGAUGAGUUCCAUGAACUUGGGCAACUACGCCCCAGGUCCCAUGCAGAGCCCACCACCUCCAACGAGCUCUGUAAUCCAGCAGCCUUUCCAGACUUCCCCUCCACCAGCAAUGGGCCAGCCGCAGAUGCCUCCAGGCCCGCAGUUACCCCACAUGUCUCCACCACAGUCACCCCUAGCAAGCAUGCAGAUGUCCGGCCCCCCGAUGUCCGGCCCCCCGAUGUCCGGCCCCCCGAUGUCCGGCCAUCCGAUGUCCGGCCCCCCGAUGUCCGGCCCCCCGAUGUCCGGCCAUCCGAUGUCUGGCCAUCCGAUGUCUGGCCAACCGAUGUCCGGCCCCCUGAUGUCCGGCCAACCGAUGUCCGGCCAACCGAUGUCCGGCCAACCGAUGGCGGGCCCUCCGAUGUCCGGCCCUCCAAUGGCAGGCAUGGGUAGACCCUUCCCCGGGCCACCUCCUUCAGGCCCCGGAGGUUUCCAGCAGCCUGGUCUCGGAGCUGCUGGUCCACCAGGAUACCCACAGCAAGCAGGUCAGUUUGGGGGACACAUGGCUGGACCCCAGCCAGGCAUGCCAGGGGCCUUCCCUGGCGCACCAGGCGGACUGGCUGGACCACCUCAGAAGAAACUGGACCCUGACUCUAUCCCCAGCAUAACUCAAGUCAUUGAGGAUGAUCAAGUAAAGCGAGGGGGACAGGUCUACAGCACAAACAUCAGAGGACAGGUUCCACCUCUGGUCACCACUGACUUCACAGUACAGGACCAAGGCAAUGCCAGUCCCAGAUUUAUGCGCUGCACUACCUACUCCUUACCCAGCACCGCCGAUCUGGCCAAACAGUGCCAAGUGCCCCUGGCUGCCAUCAUAAAACCCUUUGCCAAUUUGCCAAAGAAUGAGACUCCUCUGUAUGUUGUGAACCAUGGUGAGACGGGCCCAAUCCGCUGCAAUCGGUGCAAGGCCUACAUGUGCCCCUACAUGCAGUUUAUUGAUGGGGGGCGUCGCUACCAGUGUGGUUUCUGCAACUGUGUCAAUGAAGUGCCAGUUUUCUUUUUCCAACAUCUUGACCACAUGGGCCGGAGGGCGGACUUUUAUGAGAGGCCUGAGCUGUCCCUGGGAUCCUACGAGUUUGUAGCCACCCUGGACUACUGCAAGAACAACAAGCUUCCAAAUCCCCCUGCCUACAUCUUUAUGAUCGAUGUGUCCUAUAACAACAUUAAAAGUGGACUGGUCAAACUGAUAUGUGAUGAGCUGAAGACUCUACUGGAGAAUCUGCCCAGUGAGGAAGGUACGGAGAGCUCUGCCAUUAAUGUUGGCUUCGUCACCUACAACAAGGUCCUCCACUUCUACAACGUGAAGAGCGCUUUGGCCCAGCCCCAGAUGAUGGUGGUUUCAGACACCGCCGAGAUGUUUGUCCCGCUGCUCGACGGCUUCCUCGUCAACUAUCAGGAGUCGAAGGCCGUUAUCUACAACCUCCUGGACCAAAUCCCUGAUAUGUUUGCAGAGACCAACGAGAGUGAAACGGUCUUUGUUCCUGUCAUCCAGGCCGGCGUGGAGGCCUUCAAGGCAGCAGAAUGUAGCGGAAAGCUCUUCAUCUUCCAGUCCUCCAUGCCAACUGCUGAGGCUCCUGGCAAACUGAAGAACAGGGACGACAAAAAGCUGGUCAACACGGAGAAGGAGAAAACCCUGUUCCAGCCUCAGAAAGGAGUGUAUGAGCAGCUGUCUAAGGAGUGUGUGGCACAGGGCUGCUGUGUGGAUCUCUUCCUCUUUCCUAGCCAGUACAUGGACAUUGCUACCAUGGCUGAUGUGCCCUCGCACACCGGAGGCUCCGUCUACAAGUACAACAACUUCCAGGUGGAGACUGACGGGGAGCAUUUCCUGAGAGACCUCAGGAAAGACGUGCAGAAGAGCAUCGGCUUUGACGCCAUCAUGCGUGUUCGUACCAGUACAGGUUUCAGAGCCACCGAGUUCUUUGGUGCCGUCCACAUGAACAACACCACAGAUGUAGAGAUGGCAGCUGUGGAUUGCGACAAGGCGAUGACCGUAGAGUUCAAGCAUGACGACGCGCUCAGUGAGGAGACUGGGGCACUCAUGCAGUGUGCUUUGCUGUACACCACCGUCAAUGGACAGCGACGUCUCCGCGUCCACAACCUCAGUUUGAACUGCAGCUCACAGUUGUCGGAGUUGUACAAGAGCUGCGAGACCGACUCACUCAUCAACUUCUUUGCCAAAUCAGCUUGCCGUGCCAUAUUGAACCAGCCUCUGAAGAAUGUGAGGGAGAUCCUGGUCAACCAGACGGCCCACAUGCUGGCCUGCUACAGGAAGAACUGUGCCAGCCCCUCAGCUGCCAGCCAGCUGAUCCUGCCUGAUGCCAUGAAGGUGUUUCCGGUCUACAUGAACAGCCUCAUGAAAACUGCUCCCUUGGUCGGCAGCACAGAGCUCUCAACAGACGACCGAGCCCAUCAAAGGCUGUUGUUAAUGGGCAUGGGGGUGGAGGACACUCAGCUGCUGCUCUACCCACGUCUCACCCCACUGCACAACGUGGACGUCAACGUCGAGGCUCAGCCUGCUCCGGUGCGCUGCUCGGAGGAGCGUCUGACAGACUCUGGCAUGUUCCUGCUGGAGAACGGCCACUCCAUGUUUCUGUGGCUGGGCCAAGCGAGCCCCCCAGAGCUCAUCCAGAGCAUCUUCAACCUGCCCUCCCUCGCCCACCUGCAGGGUCACAUGUGUGCGCUGCCAGAGCUGGACAAUCCAUUAUCAAACAAGGUCCGAUCCUUCAUCGAUGGCCUGAUUGAAAAGAGGCCGAAUUCUAUGAAGCUCAACAUCGUGAGGCAGAAAGACAAACCAGAGAUGUUGUUCCGUCAGUUCCUGGUGGAGGAUAAAGGUCUGCACGGCGGAGCUUCCUACAUGGACUUCCUUUGCUACGUUCACCGAGAAAUCAGGCAGCUGCUCACCUAACCAACACACACACACACACACACACACACACACACCCGGACGCAUGGCCUCAGUGUCUCCCAUCGACGAGCCUGGGAUGAGUUCACCAUGGACCGUGCACAAACCUCACAGGGUCAGUCUCCACAGAAAGAAACCGUUUCAAUGUUUCACAAAGACAGAGGAAGAAACCAGGGACCAGGGAGAGCCUUUUGAGAUUCAACCUUGAGAGUCCACAGCUGCCUUUCAACAUGCUUUUGUCACCCUUAAGUGUACACACAGUAUGAUCUUCAAAUGACCACUUGUCCAUCUCUUACUUAGAAGUUCUUCAAGUGACAACACAUCCAGCAGUUCCAGCACAGAGACACUUUGUGGGAUGAAAAGUGGAGACUGGAAUGAGAUCAGAGUCGGCAGCCAAUCAGGUUUUACAUUUCACUUUGUAGGUUUACAGGCUUAGACAAGAGGUUAUUUGUGGGCAAUACUGUAGCUGUUCACUUUGGAACUCAAUACAGCUUGCCAGUCUUUAUUAAAUAUAUAUAUAUAUAUAUAUAUAUAU